UCCUGCUACCCUGUUGCUGAGCCGAGUCGAGUCGGGAAAGUUUCAGGAGUUGUCAGUCGCGCUGCCCGCGGCCACCUAGUGCCGAGGUGCUGAAGCCUCCGAGGGCCCCGCGGACUGGCGGGGGGCCGCCUGGGCAUGCUGCGCGGGGGCGAGGCUCCGUGACGCCAAAGCCCGGGACCCUACACCUCGGACGGUUGCGCACUGGUGCUGGGCGAGGGCGCAGCGGCCACCGGGACGCACGGCCAGCGCGCGGGACGCGACCAUGGAGGAAGACGCGGGAGCGGCUGGCCCUGCGCCGGAGCCCGAGCCCGAGCCGGAGCCCGAACCAGAGCCUGAGCAGGAGCCGGAGCCUGAGCYGGAGCCGGAGAGAGAGCCAGCGUUGGACGCCGGCACGUCUGAGGCGUUCUCCCGACUCUGGACCGACGUGAUGGGCAUCCUGGAUGGGUCACUGGGAAAUAUCGACGACCUGGCCCAGCAGUAUGCAGACUAUUACAAUACCUGCUUCUCAGACGUGUGCGAGAGGAUGGAGGAGCUGCGGAAACGACGGGUUUCCCAGGACCUGGAUGUGGAGAAACCCGACGCCAGCCCCACAUCACUUCAGCUGCGGUCCCAGAUCGAAGAGUCGCUGGGUUUCUGUAGCGCCGUGUCAACACCAGAAGUGGAGAGAAAGCACCCUCUUCAUAAAUCAAACUCAGAAGACGGCUCUGUAGGAAAAGGAGAUUGGAAGAAGAAGAAUAAGUAUUUCUGGCAGAACUUCCGAAAGAACCAGAAAGGAAUAAUGAGACAGACUUCAAAAGGAGAAGAUGUUGGUUAUGUCGCCAGUGAGAUAACGAUGAGUGACGAGGAGCGGAUUCAGCUGAUGAUGAUGGUCAAAGAAAAGAUGAUCACCAUCGAAGAAGCCCUCGCCAGGCUCAAGGAGUACGAGGCCCAGCACCGGCAGUCAGCGUCCUUGGACCCCACCGACUGGCCAGACGGCUCCUACCCGACGUUUGAUGGGUCCUCCACCUGCAACUCAAGAGAACAAUCGGAUGAUGAGACCGAGGAGUCGGUGAAGUUUAAGAGGUUACACAAGCUGGUCAACUCCACUCGCAGAGUCAGAAARAAACUAAUUAGGGUGGAAGAUAUGAAAAAGCCCAGCACUGAAGGUGGGGAGGAGCAUGCGCUGGAGAGCUCCCCGGUCCUGGAUGAAAGGUCCGCCCUGUACUCUGGAGUGCACAAGAAGCCUUUUUUCUUCGAUGGCUCUCCGGAGAAGCCUCCUGAAGAUGACUCCGACUCUAUCACCACGUCCCCGUCGUCCAGCAGCCUGGACACCUGGGGAGCUGGCCGGAAGCUGGUCAAAACCUUCAGCAAAGGAGAGAGUCGGGGCCUGAUUAAGCCCCCCAAGAAGAUGGGGACGUUCUUCUCCUAUCCCGAGGAAGAAAAAGCCCAGAAAGUGUCGCGCUCCCUCACCGAGGGCGAGAUGAAGAAGGGCCUGGGGUCCCUGAGCCACGGGAGAACCUGCAGUUUUGGAGGAUUUGACCUGACAAAUCGUUCUCUGCACGUGGGCAGUAACGCCACUGAUCCCAUGGGUAAAGAAGGAGACUUUGUGUAUAAGGAAGUCAUCAAAUCGCCCACUGCCUCCCGCAUCUCUCUUGGGAAAAAAGUGAAAUCAGUGAAAGAAACAAUGAGGAAGAGAAUGUCUAAAAAAUACAGCAGCUCCGUCUCUGAGCAGGACUCAGGCCUCGAUGGCCCACCCAGCUCCCCUGCUUCUGUACAGCCAGACUCUGAGCACAUAGACAAACCCAAGCUCAAAGCYGGAGGAUCUGUAGAAAGUCUUCGGAGUUCUCUAAGUGGGCAGAGCUCGAUGAGUGGCCAAACAGUCAGCACCACCGAUUCCUCCACCAGCAACAGGGAGAGCGUCAAGUCAGAAGAUGGGGAUGAUGAGGAGCCACCCUACCGGGGCCCCUUCUGUGGGCGCGCCCGGGUGCAUACUGACUUCACCCCCAGUCCCUAUGACACAGAUUCACUCAAGCUCAAGAAGGGGGAUAUCAUUGAUAUAAUCAGCAAGCCACCCAUGGGUACCUGGAUGGGCCUGUUGAACAACAAAGUUGGCACAUUCAAGUUCAUCUACGUGGAUGUUCUCAAUGAGGAAGAGGAAAAGCCCAAGCGCCCCACCAGGCGGAGGAGAAAAGGAAGACCGCCCCAGCCCAAGUCCGUGGAGGACCUGCUGGAUCGGAUCAACCUGAAGGAGCACAUGCCCACUUUCCUGUUCAAUGGCUAUGAAGAUUUGGACACCUUCAAGCUCCUAGAGGAAGAAGACUUGGAUGAAUUAAAUAUCAGGGACCCAGAACACAGAGCUGUCCUCUUGACAGCUGUGGAACUAUUGCAGGAAUAUGACAGUAACAGUGACCAGUCGGGGUCCCAGGAGAAGCUGCUUAUGGACAGCCAGGGCCUGAGUGGAUGCUCCCCGCGAGACUCGGGCUGCUACGAGAGCAGCGAGAAUCUGGAACAUGGCAAGACUCAGAAAACUGGCCUCUUAUCUGCCAAGUCGUCCACUGAGGCCAGCCUGAAGUCUUUCAACAGAAAUCAGCUGGGCAACUACCCGACGUUGCCUUUAAUGAAGUCGGUGGACGCGGCGAAGCAGGGAGAGGAGGGCAGGCUGGGCCGAGGCCUCACCCCCGAUGCUUCCAAGCACUGUGACCCGCCCUYAGUAACUAGUUUGACUAAGAACCGGAGAAGCCUCCCAGUGUCCAUCUGUCGGAGCUGUGAGACCCUGGAGGACCCCCAGACAGUGGGAACCUGGCCUCGAUCCCAUUCCCUGGAUGACCUUCAAGGAGAGCCUGAUGCUGAAAAAGAUGUGCCUACUGAGGUGACAGAAYCCUCCCCUCAGAUUGUACCCGAAGUGCCACAAAAGACAACCGCCUCGACCGCCAAGGUCCAGGCCCCUGGGCGAGAUUCCACUGCCGACCAUGCAUUGCUACUGACCCAAAGCAAGAGAUUUUCUGAACCCCAGAAAAUGACCACUAGGAAACCCGAUGACCCCAUGGCAACCACCGACCGAGGCGUAUCACCUCCUCAGUGUCUGCCCAGAAACUCUGAGACUCGGCUUCCUGGAGCCAAACACAGUUUAACAAGGACGUCUCUCGAGGCUCACAGAAAAGGACAUGAUUUUGAAGGAACAUACCAUCCCCCGGGCACCAAAGAAGGGGCAGAUGCUGAGCAGAGGGUCCCUGAAACAAGGACACAGCCCAAAACUCCACAGCCUCCACCUGUUCCUGCCAAAAAGAGCAGAGAACGUCUUGCCAAUGGCCUCCACCUGGUGCCCGGGGCCCCUGGCGGAACCCCUCCCAGCCCUGAUGCCCCAAGCCUGCCCAUAAAGAAGACUGGCCCCUCUGAUUGCCCUGUGCCGGCCGCCCGAUCACCCACGGGCCUGGAGCCUGGCAGCCCCUCCUGCACCAGGCCACCGCCCUGGCUCUCAGAGCUGCCCGAGAGCGCCAGCCUGCAGGAGCAUGGCGUGAGGCUGGGCGUCCCGCUGAGCAGAAAGGUGUCCUGCGCCCGGGGUGUGGAUCUGGAGAUGCUCACCGAAAGCAAGCUGCACGCYGAGGGCAUCGACCUCACCGAGGAGCCCUACUCCGACAAGCAUGGCCGCUGUGGGAUUCCAGAAGCUCUGGUGCAAAGAUAUGCAGAGGACCUAGAUCAGCCAGAGAGGGACAUCGCCACCAACUUGGACCAGAUCCGUGUGAAGUUACUUCGGAAGCAGCAUCGCAUGGCGAUCCCAAGUGGUGGCCUCACGGAAAUCUGUAGAAAGCCCCUGUCUCCUGGGUGCGUUGCCUCUGUGUCCGACUGGCUCAUUUCCAUCGGCCUGCCCAUGUACACCAGCACCCUCUCUGAUGCGGGGUUCAGCACACUGAGCCAAGUGCCUUCUCUGUCCCACUCUUGCCUUCAGGAGGCCGGCAUCACAGAGGAGCGACACAUAAGGAAGCUUGUAUCUGCAGCCAGACUCUUCAAACUGCCACCAAGCCCCGAGGCCAUGUAGCCAGGCCCAAGCCAGGCUCACGAUGGACCUCCCUGGACAAGAGCCAGCCUUUCACUGUGCUUAYGAAGCUGAUGCAAUUCCUCAAUCUCUGGCAGGGCAGCCAGAGCCAGAAGAAGGACCCUGAGCGUGGCCUACAGAGUGUGAAACCCAGGCACAGGACCGAGGACCUUCUCCAGAAAAGCCCCCUGAAGGAAAUUGGUGCAGUUCUCUUUGACCCCCAAAGGCAAGACAAGCACUUAUUUUCAGAACACAGAAGAGCCAAGAUGCUAACGAGCUACAAACACCGUGCCUCCAGUCUGUCUUUGUGAAUUGUCAGAGGGCUGGGUGGAAAGGGCAGGACAGCCUGACCCAUUUCUGAUUACACCGCUGCCCUUCUGUUGGUCCAGUGGAUACCCAAGCCAGACAGACUUAGCUAGGCCAAAGUAACAGACUCUGGAGUUAUCUACACUAUUGACCAUGCUCAUUUGUUCAGAAGUUAGAACAUCUGGCUGCACCAGGAAAAAGAAAGUCCUAUCUCCUUUAGAUAAACAAAAGACUUUUAAAUAAUUGCUUCCUAGCAAUCAGCUUUUAUUUGCCUUAAUAUGAGCUUCUAAACAUUAUCUAACUAGUGUCCACAACCCUGUAACCCUAGUUCCAAAUCUUCAGCUUAGACUGCCAUCUAACAUAUCUGGGAUGUUUCCAGAAAAAAUGGGCUUUUCUAAUUGUCUCAUUUUAACAUGGCUUACUUUGUAGGGGUGUUUAUCAGGCAGACAUUUCAUGUUGGAUUUCGGCUUUUAAACUAAUCACACAGAUUUAGUAAAAAGCCGUCUGAAAUUCACAAGUUGUGUGUGUGUGUGUGUGUGUGUGUGUGUGUGUGUGUGUGUGUGUGUAACUGCAGUAACUGCCUUUACUUUUAAUCAGUUUCAUAUUCUGCCACAUUGGUCACUCUGUUGCAGUAUUGACUUGGAAUCCUGACAACAUCCAUUCCAAAAUUCAGUCAUCAGUUCAUGGAUCACCUUUGCAGAAAGUCCAUAAAGUUGAAUAUUUCAGAAAGUUGUUUCUAAAAAAGGGAAGUAGUUUACGAGAUGCUUUUAAAGUUUUUCUUCUCAGUUUUAUAAUUAAGAUAUCGCUGUUCUUCUUAUUUAGAUAAUUCUUCUAAUUCAAACAAAGGUUCAUUGGAGAGCCAGACAAACCACAUUAGCUAGAUGUUAAACAUUGCAUGUUUUCAGUUGUUUUUCAACUGAUUUCAGCAUAUCGUAUCCUCUUUUAGUCUGCUGUCUGAUUUUCUAGCAAACAGCAAAUUUAGAUGACUAUUAAGGCUUCUGUUGCUUACAAAAUGAUUUUUUUUUUCCUUCACGUUCUUAUCAUGAGCACUCUUUGAAGACUCAAAUGUGAUCAGGUGUACAAGAAACAUUUUGAACACAAGACUUGGAUCAAAAGUGCUGUAAUAUUUCAUCUACUUAACGAAAACAAAUUAUUUCCCUCAGGGGAAUAGGAAAAGUGAUGUCAUUAACUACAAAGCCACCUUUAACAUAGGCUUGAUCUAUCUGGAUCCAUGUCUCUGAGGAAAAGGACAUUCUCAGGUGAUGUAUUUUUUUUCAUGCUUUCAGUAUGCAUUUUUAAAAAAUCAUGUAUGUUUCUUUMAUAACAUUCAUCUCCUAUAAGAGGCCAUGUGAAGAAGUUGUGGAAAUGUAAAAUAUAAAAGGUAAAGCUGCCAAAUUUCUAUUAACUCAUAAGAACAGCUCAUUUUUGUCCUCUCGGACUGUGGAUUAGCCCAUCUGGAAUGUGGGGGAUGCUGCAGGGUCCUCAGAUAGCUACAGCAUUCAAACAAUUUUCCAUGCUGUGGUAGAAGUGGGGCUUUUCUUCUUACUUUUGAAAUACCUCGGCUUCACAUUUUGACAGAUUUUGCUCUCAUCAUUUCAUGUGGGCAAAAUAGACCACAYAAAAGUCAUGUUAGAGAUUUUAAAAAGGAUGUAUGGGGGGGGGGGCGACUGUCAUGUGAAUUUCCAAAUUUUAGUUCACUCCCACUGCAGGACUUUCACUGAAACUAGCACCAGAGGUGUUGAGAAUGCCAAACCAUAUUUUUAUCACUCUUUGGACGUCAUUG
Molecule: messenger RNA, 6101 nt
Organism: Urocitellus parryii (Arctic ground squirrel)
Lineage: Eukaryota; Metazoa; Chordata; Mammalia; Rodentia; Sciuridae
Gene: Sash1
Product: SAM and SH3 domain containing 1
Biological process (GO): positive regulation of non-canonical NF-kappaB signal transduction; positive regulation of JUN kinase activity
Molecular function (GO): mitogen-activated protein kinase kinase kinase binding
Source: RefSeq, a predicted model, not a curated record